AUCGCCGCUGCAGCUCCAAGUUUAUGAAACCAGGGAAAGUCAUCCUUGUCCUCGCUGGGCGUUACUCCAGACACAAAGCUUUUAUUGUUAAGAAUAUUGAUGAUGGCACCUCUGACCGCCCCUACAGCGGUCUGAUGGCCAGCAUCAAUUGCUACCCACGCAAAGUGACAGCAAGCAUGGGCAAGAAGAUUGCCAAGCAUUCCAAGAUCAAGUCCUUUGUGAAGAUUUACAAUUACAGCCAUUUGAUGCCUACCAGGUACUCCGCUGAUACUCCCCUUGACAAGACUGUUGUCCACAAGGAUGUCUGUAUGGGCCCUGGGCUGAAACGUAAAGCCCGGCGGGAGGCCAAAGUGAAAUUUGAGGAGAUAUACAAGACAGGCAAGAACAAGUGGUUUUUCCAGAAGCUCAGAUUCUGAGUGGCAUGCAUUUGCACCAAUAAAUAUUUUU
Podarcis raffonei (Aeolian wall lizard) is the source of this 447-nucleotide messenger RNA. Its product is annotated as 60S ribosomal protein L27-like. Gene Ontology annotation, molecular function: structural constituent of ribosome. Bases 24 to 416 code for a protein of 130 amino acids. The record is from RefSeq and is a predicted model, not a curated record. Gene Ontology annotation, biological process: translation. NCBI's taxonomy places the organism in Eukaryota, Metazoa, Chordata, Lepidosauria, Squamata, Lacertidae. Gene Ontology annotation, cellular component: ribosome; cytosolic large ribosomal subunit. The transcript has a single exon.